ACUAUGACGUCAGGUUAUAUUGUAUGUUACAUUUAUGUACACUAACCUGUCAUGUCGUGACUUUAUUAUAGUUUUGUUAUCGCGAGACUGACAGUACUAUAAGCAGCGAAAGAAUGGACACACUCGACAGUGUUUUUGGUUUAGACUGGAUCGAUGGCACCAGUGUUUUCAUAUUUCUGUGUGUUUUUCUGCUGUUCGCCGAUGUUUGGAGGAACAGAGUUCCGAAGAACUUCCCACCUGGUCCGUGGGCUCUGCCUGUGAUCGGAGACCUUCACCGAAUAGACCCCGCCAGGAUUCACCUGCAGUUCACUGAGUUUGCAGAGAAAUACGGAAAUGUGUUCACCCUGCGACUCUUUGGUGGAAGGAUUGUCGUCACUAACGGCUACAAGCUGGUGAGAGAAGCUCUGGUUGAAAAAGGAGAGGACUUUGUUGAUCGUCCGAUCAUACCACUGUUUGAAAAAAUAUUUCAGAGUAAAGGCCUUGUAGCAUCAAAUGGACACCUGUGGCAGCACCAGAGGAGGUUUGCUCUUCACACUCUCAGGAACUUUGGUUUGGGUAAGAAGAGUCUGGAGCUGUGCAUCCAGCAGGAGUGUCACUAUCUCACUGAGGCUCUAGCACUUCACCAAGGAAAACCUUUCGACGCCCACCCACUUUUAAACAAAGCUGUAUCUAACAUCAUCUGCUGCCUGGUGUUUGGGGAGCGCUUUGAGUACAGUGACAAGCAGUACCAGCAUAUACUACAGACGUUCAGUGAACAACUGAUAUUAGAAGGAAGCUUGUGUGCACAGAUUUACAACAUCAUGCCCCAGCUGAUGGACAGACUUCCUGGACCUCACCAGAAGAUAUUUGAUUUGUCAAAGAGAAUACAGGACUUUAUACUAAUAAAGAUCAAAGAGCACAAAGAAACCCUGGACCCCUCCUCACCCAGAGACUACAUCGACUCCUUCCUCAUAGAAAUGGGAGAGAAGGAGGAUGAAGAGUCUGGUUUUGAUUUAAACAAUUUGGUUAUCUGUGUUCUGGACCUGUUUUCUGCUGGAACUGAAACUACUACCACUACUUUACACUGGGGACUGUUGUACAUGAUCAACUACCCUCACAUACAAGAGCGAGUCCAGGCUGAGAUAGAUGCUGUGGUUGGUUCCUCCAGACAACCUUCUGUGUCUGACAGAGACAACAUGCCCUACACUAAUGCUGUCAUCCAUGAGAUCCAGAGAUUUGGUGACAUCACCCCUCUCAAUUUGUUCCGCGUGGCAAACAAGGACACGAUCAUCGACAAGUACACAAUCCCAAAGGGCACCACAAUCGCACCCACACUGAACUCUGUCCUGUAUGACAAGUCAAUGUGGGAAACUCCACACUCCUUCAACCCUCAACACUUUCUAGACCAGGAUGGAAAAUUCAGGAAGAGAGAGGCCUUCCUUCCUUUUUCAGCAGGUAAGCGUGUGUGUCCGGGGGAACAACUGGCCAGGAUGGAGCUGUUCCUCUUCUUCACCUCCCUCCUUCAGAGGUUUUCCUUCUCACCAGCUCCUGGAGAGCAGCCCAGACUGGACUUCAUCCUUGGAGCAACUCGCUGCCCCAAACCGUACCGCCUCUGUGCUGUAACACAAUAAUCUCCAGGAGUCCUGAACACAGGGCCAAUCAUAACUUUAAUGCACUACUUAUAGAGUUUAUUACCUGUAUUUACAGUACCAAAAAUAUAUGGUUAAUAUAUUUUUCGUACAUUGCAAUGAAUUGGCACAAAUCAGCACAUUUUAUCACUCCUAAAACAUCUAUAAAUUAAACCUAAAUUUGCUGAAUGUGCUGUAACUUCAUUUGUAUAUAAAUAAACAUGCUUGUUCAGGCUUG
Messenger RNA from Betta splendens (Siamese fighting fish), 1845 nucleotides. RefSeq names its product cytochrome P450 2J1-like. Gene Ontology annotation, molecular function: iron ion binding; oxidoreductase activity, acting on paired donors, with incorporation or reduction of molecular oxygen, reduced flavin or flavoprotein as one donor, and incorporation of one atom of oxygen; heme binding. NCBI's taxonomy places the organism in Eukaryota, Metazoa, Chordata, Actinopteri, Anabantiformes, Osphronemidae. Gene Ontology annotation, cellular component: intracellular membrane-bounded organelle; cytoplasm. The transcript has 9 exons. The record is from RefSeq and is a predicted model, not a curated record. Gene Ontology annotation, biological process: xenobiotic metabolic process. The coding region runs from base 114 to 1610 and encodes 498 amino acids.